AUGGCGAUUUCUUCCACGCUCAGCAUCGCCUCGCCUUCGGGCAAGACGCUCACCGUCCCCACAGGUCUGUUCAUCGACAAUGCCUUUGUGCCCUCGGUCACGGGCGACACACUCGAAACGAUCAACCCGGCGACGGGUGCUUCGUUGGGUCACGUCUCCGCUGGCUCCGCUGAGGACGUCGAUCUCGCCGUCUCUGCCGCACGAACCGCAUACAACACCGUCUGGGGUCGCAAUUCUACUCCCUCCCAACGCGCCGAGUGUCUCUUCAAGCUCGCCUCCCUGCUCGAAGAACACAUCGUGGAACUCUCCGAACUCGAAUCGCUGGACAACGGCAAACCACGAUGGAUCGCCGAAACCAUGGACAUCGCCGACACCGCCGGUUGCUUCCGCUACUACGCCGGGCUUGCGGACAAGAUCGAGGGCAAGACGAUCGAGCAGAAGGAGGGCGAGAAGCUGGCCUUUACGCGUCUCGAGCCCUUGGGGGUGUGCGGGCAGAUCAUCCCGUGGAACUACCCCAUCGGGAUGCUCGGGUGGAAGGUGGCACCUGCGUUGGCUGCGGGCAACUGUGUAGUGCUCAAGCCGGCGGAACAGACGCCCUUGACGGCGUUGAAGAUCGCCGAGCUCGCGGUCGAGGCGGGUCUGCCGAAGGGCGUGUUUAACGUUGUCAAUGGUCUCGGCCCGGUGGUGGGUGAUGCGAUCACGGGCCAUAUGGAUGUCGACAAGGUCGCUUUUACCGGCUCCACCGCCAUCGGUAAGCGCGUCAUGCAACGUGCCGCCCAGUCCAACCUCAAGAAGGUCACCCUCGAGCUCGGCGGUAAGUCGCCCGUGGUGGUGUUUGACGACGCUGACAUCGAUCAGGCGGUCAACUGGGUCGCGCUCGGAAUCCUCUUCAACCAGGGCCAGGAUUGUACCGCCGGCUCGCGCCUCUUCGUCCAAGAGGGCAUCUACGACAAGUUCCUCCCCAAGCUCGUCGCAGCCUUCAAGGCGCACACCAUCGGCGAUCCGUUCGACUCGCAAACCUUCCAGGGACCCCAGAUCACGCAGCGACAUCAACAGAGGAUUCUCGACUACAUCGAGUCCGGCAAAGCCGAGGGCGCCAAGGUCGAGAUCGGCGGUGGCGCCUGGACAGAGGGCACGGGCGACUUUGCCAAAGGGUUCUACGUCCAACCGACCAUCUUCUCGGGCUGCAAGCGCGGGAUGAAGAUCGUCGACGAGGAGAUCUUCGGUCCCGUCCUCGCGGUGGCCAGCUUCAAGGACGAAGCGGAGGCGAUCAAGCUGGCCAACGACACGAGCUACGGCCUGGGCGCCGGCGUUUUCAGUUCGAAUGCCAACACGUGCAUGAGGGUCAGCGGCGCCAUCCAGGCGGGGACGGUGUGGGUCAACAACUACGUGGUGGUGAGCAAUGCGGUGCCAUUUGGUGGAUUCAAGAGCUCCGGUAUUGGAAGGGAGCUCGGUGUCGAUGCCAUCAAGGAGUACACCCAGGUCAAGAGUGUGCACUGGAACUUUGGAGAGAUGCUCGAUUGGCCGCUUACCGGCUGA
Messenger RNA from Kalmanozyma brasiliensis GHG001, 1539 nucleotides. RefSeq names its product Aldehyde dehydrogenase. The transcript has a single exon. Lineage: Eukaryota; Fungi; Basidiomycota; Ustilaginomycetes; Ustilaginales. Bases 1 to 1539 code for a protein of 512 amino acids. The record is from RefSeq and is a predicted model, not a curated record. Gene Ontology annotation, molecular function: aldehyde dehydrogenase (NAD+) activity.